CUUGCUUUACGCGUUGCCUUGAACCUCAUGUGAGCUCAAAACCUUGUAUGAGAUGCUGUUGGAAGUAUUUACGACUGCAUCAAUCUCUGUGUUCACCCGGCACAACAUUGAUCGACCAUGCCGAAACCUACUGUUCUCAUCGUCGGCACCACCGACACCAAGCUCGAUGAGAUACUCUACCUGCGGAAGCAGAUCCUCGCUCAAGGAACUUGCCAGACCAAGGUCCUCGAUGUAAGUCACACACCAGCCAAGUCAACGCACGAAAUCCCAUCAGAUGAGAUUCUAUCACCUUUACAAGAACAAGCCUCGAGCUUGAAAUCACUCUCACGAGGAGACUACAUCGAGAAAGCUAUCCAGACAUGUCUUCCUAUUGUCAAAGACCUUGUCACCAAGGCUCAGAUCCAGGGAAUCGUAUCUGCAGGUGGCAGUAGUGGCUCGUCGAUCGCCACAGCUUUUAUGCGAGGAGCCUGUCCCGUCGGUUUUCCAAAGCUGAUGGUGUCGACGAUGGCCAGCGGAGAUGUAAAGCACUAUGUCGAAGAGACAGACAUCACAAUGAUGUACAGUGUUGUGGACAUUGCCGGUGUCAAUUCAAUCCUCCAAAGAAUUUUGUCCAACGCUGCCGCCGCAAUCUCCGCAAUGACAGUAUCAUAUGCAAAGUCUCUGGUCGAUCCGUCUGCAGCAGGAAUGAAAGGCAAACGCAUUGCAAUCACCAUGUUUGGAAACACAACACCCUGCGUCGAUCAAGUCCGCAGAAUCCUGACGUCCACACCGCAUGACGUCUCAGAUUAUGAAAUAUACGUCUUCCAUGCCACUGGUGCAGGUGGACGAGCGAUGGAAAGACUGAUCGCCGAAGGUCAAAUUGACGCUGUCAUCGACCUGACUACCACGGAGAUCGCAGAUGAACUCUUCGGUGGCGUUUUGGCGGCUGGUCCAGAUCGCCUCGAAGUCGCUGCAAAGUUGGGCAUACCUAUGAUUGUCUCCGUCGGAGCCUGUGAUAUGGUCAACUUCGGCCCAAAAGAUACUGUACCUGAAAAGUACAAGGAUCGAAAACUGGUGGAGCAUAACCCAGCGGUGACCUUGAUGCGCACCACGCCAGAGGAGAAUAAUAAGAUUGGCGGAUUUAUAGCGUCGAAGUUGGCUACUCAUGCCGUGAACCCGGAGUCGAUUCGAGUUCUGUUGCCGCAAGGUGGUAUCAGUGCAAUUGAUGCUCCAGAUCAGCCAUUUCACGAUCCCGAUGCUGACAAUGCCUUGUUUGAAAGCAUUGAGGAGGGAUUGGAAGGGUCGAAGAUUGAGAUUGAAAAACAUCCGAUGCACAUCAAUGAUGAGUUAUUUGCUGGGCAUGUGGCGUCGGCCAUCCUGGAAGUCAUGGGCGUUACGCCGAGGAAGUAUCGUCUGGCGAAUGCACGGAGAAGGAAAUGGAGUUUCGAUCAUGGUGCUACGGUCAUGUUGGCGAGGAGGACGAGUCAGAUUGCGAUUCCUGAUGCAGCUUAAUGGAGCACAAGAGGGAGUUCUGACAAUGGCUGGCGUGGAUCUCAAGGCGUGAAUGGUUGUCUUUCGUCUGCUUGAUAACUAUACCAAUGCGCAAUGAAGUCAAAGUCAUGUUGAACCUGAAGAAGGUGAGUGGAGGAGAAUAAAUAUGGUUGAGAGUUGGGCUGUUUAAUCUAUCUUGUCCGGCUCAUCGAUUAUCCGCCAAGGCUGCGCUAAAUUUGGUGGGACUUUUGAUGUUGACUUCAAAGUCCA
Exophiala viscosa is the source of this 1740-nucleotide messenger RNA. RefSeq lists its product as uncharacterized. The transcript has a single exon. The record is from RefSeq and is a predicted model, not a curated record. NCBI's taxonomy places the organism in Eukaryota, Fungi, Ascomycota, Eurotiomycetes, Chaetothyriales, Herpotrichiellaceae. Bases 118 to 1491 code for a protein of 457 amino acids.